This is a messenger RNA of Podarcis raffonei (Aeolian wall lizard), 5220 nucleotides long. RefSeq names its product endothelin converting enzyme 2 (gene ECE2). Gene Ontology annotation, biological process: protein processing. NCBI's taxonomy places the organism in Eukaryota, Metazoa, Chordata, Lepidosauria, Squamata, Lacertidae. The transcript has 19 exons. Gene Ontology annotation, molecular function: metalloendopeptidase activity. Gene Ontology annotation, cellular component: plasma membrane. The record is from RefSeq and is a predicted model, not a curated record. Bases 102 to 2378 code for a protein of 758 amino acids.
GGCUUGUUUUCCUGGAGGGCCGGGCGGGGCAAGCAGGAAGCCCCGCGGCGACGCCGGCCCGCGCGUAAUCGCCCCUCGCCACCUGCGCUCCCCAGGCGAAGAUGCAAAUGGCGGAGUAUAAGCGAGCUAUGUUUCAGGACGACGAAGCAGCAGACACGGCUGGAGAUGGAAGCAUCUCUCCUGACAGCGUGGAGGUGGGCUUCAGGAAAAGCGAUGGCCCCCUGCUGAGUCGCCUGGGCUCCCGAACCCAACUCAAGCUGGUGCUCUGUGCCGUCUCUCUCUUCGUGGUGCUGCUGCUGCUGCUGAGUUCGGUCAUUGCCAUGGGCAUCCAGUACAGGAAAGAUCCCUCGCACACCACUUGCCUGACUGAAGCUUGUAUCAUUGUGGCUGGCAAAAUCUUGGAGGCCCUGGACCGAGAGAUCAACCCCUGUGACGAUUUCUACCAGUACGCAUGUGGGGGCUGGAUCAAGCGGAAUCCACUGCCCGAUGGGCGUUCCAAGUGGAGCACCUUCAACAGCAUCUGGGACCAAAACCAGGCCAUCAUGAAACACCUGCUAGAGAAUGCAACUUUCAACUCCAGCAGCGAGGCAGAGAGGAAGACCCAGCGCUAUUACUUGUCUUGCCUUAAAGAGCAGAAGAUUGAGGAACUGGGCUCCCAGCCAUUGAUGGAGCUCAUUGAGAAGAUUGGAGGCUGGAACAUCACCGGCCCAUGGAAUCAGAGCAACUUCAUGGAAGUCCUGAAACUGGUUUCGGGAACAUACCGGGCUUCUCCAUUCUUCACCGUUUUUGUGGGUGCUGAUUCCAAGAGCUCCAACAGCAACAUCAUCCAGCUGGACCAGUCAGGACUUUUCUUACCAUCGCGGGAUUACUACCUGAACAAGACAGCCAACGAAAAGGUGCUGGCUGCUUACCUGGACUACAUGGUGGAGUUGGGGAUGCUGCUGGGCGGGGCCAGAGCUUCGACGGAAGAGCAGAUGCAGCAGGUGCUGGACCUGGAGACCGAGCUGGCCAACCUUACUGUCCCCCAAGACGAGCGGCGGGAUGACGAGAAAAUUUACCACAAGCUGAACAUCGCCGGGCUGCAGGUUCUUGCCCCUGCCAUUGACUGGCUAGACUUCAUCUCCUACUUCCUCUCACCACUAGAGCUAACCGAGGCUGAGCCUGUGGUGGUUUAUGGCAGGGAAUAUUUGCAGCAGGUGUCCCAGCUUAUCAAUAACACCGACAAAAGCGUCCUAAACAAUUACAUGAUCUGGAACCUGGUUCAGAAGACAGCUUCCAGCCUGGAUCAGCGGUUUGAGGCAGCCCAGGAGAAGCUUUUGGAGACCCUGUAUGGUACCAAGAAGUCCUGCACACCCCGCUGGCAAACUUGCAUCUCCAACACUGAUGACACUUUGGGCUUUGCCCUGGGGGCUCUGUUCGUAAAAGCCACCUUCGACCGGCACAGCAAGGAGAUUGCAGAGGACAUGAUUGCUGAGAUACGCACUGCUUUCGAGGAAUCGCUGGACCAUCUGGACUGGAUGGACGAGAAGACGAAACAAGCCGCUAAGGAGAAGGCUGACUCCAUUUACGACAUGAUCGGCUUCCCGGAGUUCAUCCUUGAUGACAAGGAGCUGGAUGAUGUCUAUGAUGGGUACGAAGUCUCAGAAGACUCCUUCUUUCAGAACAUGUUGAACUUCUACAACUUCUCGGCCAGGUUCAUGGCAGACCAGCUGAGGAAGCCCCCCAACCGGGACCAGUGGAGCAUGACCCCUCAGACAGUCAAUGCUUACUACUUGCCCACCAAGAACGGCAUUGUCUUUCCUGCAGGAAUUCUGCAGGCUCCUUUCUACGCUCACAACCACCCCAAGGCCCUUAACUUUGGAGGCAUUGGCGUUGUGAUGGGGCACGAGCUCACCCACGCUUUUGAUGACCAAGGCCGCGAGUACGACAAAGAAGGGAACCUGCGUCCCUGGUGGCAGAACUCAUCUCUGGAGGCUUUCAAGAACCGGACGGCAUGCAUGACGGAGCAGUACAACAAGUACCUUGUCAACGGGGAGCAUGUCAAUGGCAAGCAGACCUUGGGCGAGAACAUCGCUGACAACGGGGGGCUCAAGGCAGCCUACAACGCUUACAAAGUCUGGCUGAAAAAGAACGGGGAGGAGAAGCGCCUGCCAUCCAUGGACCUCACAAGCCACCAGCUCUUCUUCUUAGGGUUUGCACAGGUCUGGUGUUCGGUGCGCACCCCGGAGAGCUCGCACGAGGGCCUGGUGACCGACCCACACAGCCCGGACAAGUUCCGCGUCAUCGGCACCCUCAGCAACUCGCGGGACUUUGUAGAGCACUUUAAAUGCCCUGUCGGCUCCCUCAUGAACCCUGGGAAGCACUGCGAAGUGUGGUAGAGAGAGAGAGGCGGCCCUUGGCAGGAGUCUGUACAUACACACAACUUGCCUGUGCUCAAAACCCAGCCCAUGGGGGGGAGGGUGGGGGCCGGCAGUCACAUUUUUGGGGUGCUACUGGCGGUUUUGCCUCAUCAGCUUUGGUUCCCUUUACGGCCCUAGGAGAAAGGUGAGCUUAACGUGAACUCCCCCCCCCCACGCUUCAUGGGGUGGUGUGCAAAAGCACAGCUUCGCUUGUCUUAGCUCGCCCCACUACCUGAUCCAUCUUCCGUGGAUUCUGCGAAGGAUCUCCAGCUCUCCUCCUUCAGCUAUAGCUCUCCUGUCUCCAGCUUCUCCAGGAAACGUCUCCCCGAUCCUCCUCCACACCCCACCAGGCUGGCCCCAAUGCCUUUGGCUUCUCGCUCUCUUUUGUUUUGCUCGACCGCUUGCAGCAGCUGCAGAGAGGAUGGACCCCCCGGUCUUUGUAAACUGCUACUUUUAAGGGUGGGGGGUCUUGGGGUGGCCAGGCAAAGGAGGGUACCACCGUCUACUAAUGCACUUCGACUAGCAGUGGGGAAGUUGUGCGCCUCUUCAUGCUGCUGGGCUCUGACCCCCAUCUGCCCAAGCCUGCAUGGGCCAAACAGUCUGGGGUGAUGGGCGGUGUUGUCGUUCAGCAACAUCUGGAUGGCUACAGGUUCUUGACCUCCAAGCUAGGUACUGCGGGGUUUUCUUUGGAGGCCGGCAAUGCUGAUUCAGUCGAGGAAUUUCCAACCAUAUAGCGGGACUAGUUAUGAAAGCUCCAGGUAUAGCAAAAGAGCCUUUGAAGCUUGAGCAGGGAGUGGUGCAUUGGAAGAUUUUGGCUGCAUCAGAGCAUAUAAUCAGAGAAUUGUAGAGUGGGAAGGGGCCCCCAGAUGUCAUCUAGUCCAACCCCCUGCAAUGCAUGAAUCUCAGCUAAAGCAUCCAUGAUUGAUGGCCAUCCAACCUCUGCAGGAUUCAUCCAGGAUAGUGUUUUAUUUCUAUCAGGCUAGGGAGCUUACAGGCAGAUCAUGAAGGCAGCAACCCAUUCCUGGCAUGGAGGUAUACUGGCUCAACAUGGAAAUUAUUAUAUUAUAUCUGUAUAUUACCCUUCAGCCAAAGACCCCAGGGUGGCUCACAACAAAAAAAUACAAAAUGAGAACACAAAUACAUAUUAAAACAAAAAGAAACCCAAUAGCCCAACAAAUACAUUUAAAAGGCUGAAGAUCAUUUAAUCAGCUGCAAACCUGGUUAUAGUUAAACACUUUCACCCGGCACCUAAAGAUAUACAGUGGUACCUCAGUUCUCAAACAAUCCGUUCCGGAAGACCAUUCGGCUUCUGAAACAUUCGAAAACUGAGUCACGGCUUCCCAUUGGUUGCAAGAGCUUCUUGCACUGAGUGGAAGCUGCGUCGCAUGUUUGAGUUCUGAAAAAUGUUCAAAAACAGAAGCAUUUACUUCCGGGUUUUUGGCGUUCAAUAACUGAAACAUUCAACAACAGAGGCAUUUGGGAACCGAGGUACCACUGUAUAAUGAAGGUGCCAGGCGAGCCUCCCUGGGGAGACCAUUCCACAAAUGGGGAGCCAACACAGAAAAGGCCCGUUCUCACGUUGCCGCUCUCCAGAACUUUUUGCAGAGGAGGCACACGAAGAAGGGCCUCAGAUGAUGAUCAGAGGGUCUGGGUCAGUUCAUAUGGGGAGAGGUCCCACUUAACUAAAAGCAGAUCUAUCCUUCAUUGUCGUUAUCUCUCUCUUUUUAAACACACAAAUAAAUUGCCAUUUCAUCCAGUGGCUUUCCCAUGCAGCGCAAGGGUGUGCAAUGUAGCUAGGAUUUGUAUGCCUAUACCGUAGUAUGGGGGACGCAGGUGGCGCUGUAGUGUAAACCACAGAGCCUAGGGCUUGCCGAUUGGAAGGUCGGCGGUUCGAAUCCCCAUGACGGGGUGGGCUCCCGUUGUUUGGUCCCAGCUCCUGCCCACCUAGCAGUUUGAAAGCACGUCAAAGUGCAAGUAGAUAAAUAGGUACCACUCCAGUGGAAAGGUAAAUGGCGUUUCGGUGUGCUGCUCUGGUUCGCCAGAAGUGGCUUAGUCAUGCUGGCCACAUGGCCUGGAAACUGUCUGUGGACAAACGCCGGUUCCCUCAGCCAGUAAAGCGAGAUAAGUGCGCAACCCCAGAGUCGUUUGUGACUGGACCUAAUGGUCAGGGGUACCUUUACCUUUACCAUAGUAUGGGUGCCUGGCCACAACAGCGAGUGCAGGGACGUGGCUCUUCCAUUUUCCUACAAAGUCAAAUAUCCAAAGCAGCAGCAAGCCUCUGGCCAGGGGACACCUUCCUCUCUUGCUAGCCUGGGCUAUGGUGCCAUCUCGCCGGUAUUGUGCAGCAAAGGGAGGUGCCGCAUCACCUACGUGUGCGCACAAUCCCACCCAAAUCACUGUGGAAUGAUGAGCCUCUUUCUGGCUAGUGUUGCACCUACCAAGCACCCCACUCCUUCGCAAAGAGAAAUCCCCACCUCUUGCCACCAGAUCCCUUGGGCAGAUCCAGACCACCUUGUUGAAAGCACACAAAUCCACAGCAGCAGCUGGGCGUUAAGGAGACUGAUCCCAGGAGAGAUGGGAGAGGGAGGACCCACCAGAUCACUUCGGAGAUGUUUCCUUUCACCCCUUUUCCAGGAUCAUUACUGAUCCAAAACUAGCUUGGCUUAGAGAUUUUCCAAACUUUUGCUUCCCAUCUAUCAAGCUUGGUGGGGAAUAGUGCCUUGGAUUAGAAUGUGUGUGUGUGUAUGUGUGUGUGUGUGUGUUGGGGAGGGGGGGAUGCUGUUGGUGUAUUUAAUUAUUAAAAGCACUUUCCGCUUGGUUA